CGUGAUCAUAAGCGAUAGAUCGCGUUCUCCUUGCGUGGUGAAAUAUUUUCGUUCAUUUUUACGUUUAACGGAUAGUGUGAAUACAAAGUAAAAAAAUGGAUUACCGGUUACAGCUAACCAUAUUAAUUUUGGCUGUCUGUUUUUGCUGCGGAUUGUCGAAUAACACACGUCCGUACAACAUUCUGGUGUUUCUACCAACCGAGACAAAAAGCCAUUUCAUCGGGUUCAAACCUCUGCUGGAGUCAUUAGUGACCAGAGGUCAUAAUUUGACUCUGGUCUCACCAUUCGCGUUAAGUUCGUCGUUGCCACACUACACUCACAUCAAAGUGGAAGUCAACGAAAACGUCGCAGGUAACAUCAACUUCCUGGACAAGAAUUCGCCGAUGAAUCGAUUUCCGCUGUACAUGGUCACGCUGUGGAUGGGCCCGAUGAUCACCAAGAACGCGUUGGACAAGAGAUCGGUCCGGGACUUCGUGCUUGGCGACCGGUCCGCGUUCGACCUGGUGGUGGUUGAGAACUUCUUCCACGAGUGUUUCGUGACGCUCGGCCACAAGUACGGGGCGCCGGUGGUACAGCUGCUACCGUUCGCCGUCAACCCCCGAGUGUCGCAGUGGCACAGCAACCCGUACGCGCCUGCGUACGUGGCCGAGUUCACGGCCCAUUACGUGGCGCCGAUGACGUUCGCGCAGCGCGCCCAAAACGCCGUGGCCACAUUGUUCAACACGUGGGUCAAUCAGCUGCUGUACAUGCCCCAGCAACGGGCAAUCAUGGACGAGUACUUCGCGUACGCCGGCCACGAGGGCCGGCCCGACCUGGAGACGAUGCUCCGGAACGUGUCGCUCACGUUGGUCAACAGCCACACCAUGAUUGCCCCGGCCGCGCCGUACGUGCCCAGCUACGUGCAGGUGGCCGGCAUGCACACGAAACCGGCCGGACCGUUGCCCGCGGAUCUAAAAACCAUUUUGGACUCAGCUGAACACGGAGUAAUCUAUUUUAGUUUGGGUUCGGUAGUCAAGUCGUCAAAAAUGCCGCGAGAAACAGUAUCGCUUCUGUUGUCGGAAUUAGCCAAACUCAAGCAAACGGUUCUAUGGAAAUGGGAAGAUGAUCAGCUGCCUAACCUGCCGAAAAACGUCCAGGUCAAGAAAUGGUUCCCGCAAAACGAUAUAUUGGGUCACCCCAACUGCCGGCUGUUUAUCACGCACGGCGGCAUACUCAGCCUGAUCGAGGCCAUCUAUCACGGCGUGCCAAUGCUGUCUAUACCAGUAUUCGGUGACCAGACGCACAAUUCGAUGGAAGCUGAGAGUAGGGGAUUCGCUUUAUACGUGCCCUACUUUGAACUGACUGCAGAGGCUUUCGGAACAAAACUUCAACAAAUUUUGCGAAAUCCAAGGUUCGGCGAGGCGGCAGCGAAAGCAUCGUCGAUAAUGUGGGACAACCCGAUAUCCAUCAUAGAUAAUGCCGUAUUUUGGAUCGAAUUCGUCGUCCGGCACAAAGGUGCGCCCCAUCUGCGUACAACCGCCAACCAACUUUACUGGUUUCAAUAUUACAUGUUAGACGUGAUAGCAGUGGCCGCGGUUGCUUUUGCUAUCGUUUCAUACCUCAAUUUCAAGUGCUUGUCGUACUUGCUAAAGAAAAUAAUCGGUGGCAACGCUAAGUCCUCAAAAGUACUAAAAAGCAAAAAGAAGAAACAAUGAUAAUACAUAAUAAUUUUAUAUAGGUACUCAUACAGCUGAUCAUCGCCACUUUAUAGCCUUAUAGGGAGUUAUCUCUCGCGUACUGUUCAAAUUAUUAAUAAAAUAUAAUUAUAUCUGCUUAUAUAUAUAUACUUAUAAAUAGAUUUUAUUUGUACUCAUAUUUAUAUUUACCUAGAUACCUGUAUGGAUAUAAAAAACGAAUACGGGUAAUUGUAACUUCGUCCGUAAGACUAAAAUAAUAGACCUCCAUUUUUAUACUUUUGUGAGAAGUGAAAUGUGACAUAUUAUGUACAAUUUUAUAUUCUAAAUACAGAAGCAAUUAUACACUUAAA
Messenger RNA from Rhopalosiphum maidis (corn leaf aphid), 2026 nucleotides. RefSeq names its product UDP-glucuronosyltransferase 2C1-like. The coding region runs from base 96 to 1694 and encodes 532 amino acids. Lineage: Eukaryota; Metazoa; Arthropoda; Insecta; Hemiptera; Aphididae. Gene Ontology annotation, molecular function: UDP-glycosyltransferase activity. The record is from RefSeq and is a predicted model, not a curated record. The transcript is spliced from 6 exons.